CGCCAAUCGCCGAGUCAGUCCACGUCUGGGCAGCCACAAGUACAGUCCAUCAUUAAAUUUGUUGCGAGCAGCGAUUUGCUUUCGAUCGUUGGCAAUUAAAAUCUCAAAGAUGAGAAUUUAUGCCGCUUUGUUGCUGCUCGGCUGCGCAUUCGCUGCUGCCAGUGGAGCGAACGCAAAUGUGGAGAAAAUCAUGAACCAACUCUUCCCUGACGUGAAAACCAACUUGGCACUGAGACCAGCGGGCAAUGCCACAGACGUUUCCAUUAACAUGCACAUUUUGGACUUUCACAGCAUUGAUGACGAAGAUCAAGAAUUUUCCGUCAGCAUGUACAUCCGCCAGAGAUGGACGGACCCACGGCUAAAAUUCGAAUCCUCCUCUGAAGUCCGCCAAGUGGUUCUGAACGAGCGCGAGAAGAUUUGGGUGCCGGACACAUUCUUUGUCAACGAGCGAAAAACCAAAUUCAGCGACGCGCUCACCGAGAACUCGUUCCUGCGAAUCGACAGCGACGGCAAAGUUCUCUACAGCACCAGGCUGCACACGACCCUCUCCUGCCCCAUGAACCACGCAAAGUUCCCCUUCGACAAACAGACCUGCUCUUUCGUCCUCGAGAGCUACGGCUACACGAAGAAGGACGUGAAUUUGGUUUGGUUCGAGGGCGACGGAGACUUUCCCGUCAGCAUUUCCAAAGUCCUGACUUUGAAACCGUUCAGGCUUGAAGGCGUUGGAAUCGAUACUUGCUGCAAAGGCUCAAAAUGCGAAUUCAAAGAUUACAGCUGCCUGAAGGUGCAGUUUUUGGUGGCCCGAACAGGCUUCGGCCGCUACUUGAUGCAAGUCUAUCUUCCCCAAGCCCUUUCCAUCACCCUGGCCUACCUUUGUCUGUGGCUGCGUCUCGAGUGGACCAAGAAGAUUUUCCUCUCGGGCGUCUCCAUCCUCGGCACUUCGAUCCUCGCCGCCUUCGCCUCCUCCCUCGGACCAGAGACCAACGAUUGCACCGCUCUGGACGCCUGGGGAUUCUGGAAUGUCAUCCUCUCGGCCCUGCCACUCGCCGUCUUGAUCGUUUCCCGUCUGAUCAACCCUAAGGUUGAUGACGACAUUGACGACAAACUGGAGCUGAAGGAGAGAGUCGAGGGAACCAAGAUCGAGCGCAUUGCCAUUUACAUGAUCCCUCUUAUUUUCGUCCUGUACAAUUUCGUCUACUGGGCAAAUUAUGCCAACAGGAUCGACUUUGAAAAUGGAAUAUCCACUGAGCGGAAAGUGCCGUAUUAAAAAUAAAUAAUCCUCAUCAGAUUAUUAAUUACUCCAGAUUUAUAUAAAUUGCUCAUAAGUAAUCACUUUUUAGAAAAAAGCUAUUUUGUAUUGUUUUCUUUUAUAAGCAAAUAAAUGAAGAUCAAAAAUGUAUCAAA
Messenger RNA from Neocloeon triangulifer, 1404 nucleotides. Its product is annotated as glutamate-gated chloride channel-like. Gene Ontology annotation, cellular component: neuron projection; membrane; synapse. Gene Ontology annotation, biological process: signal transduction; nervous system process; regulation of membrane potential. The transcript is spliced from 8 exons. Gene Ontology annotation, molecular function: extracellular ligand-gated monoatomic ion channel activity; chloride channel activity; transmembrane signaling receptor activity. Lineage: Eukaryota; Metazoa; Arthropoda; Insecta; Ephemeroptera; Baetidae. The record is from RefSeq and is a predicted model, not a curated record. The coding region runs from base 110 to 1267 and encodes 385 amino acids.